Oikopleura dioica is the source of this 3507-nucleotide messenger RNA. The record is from the annotation of a GenBank genome assembly. NCBI's taxonomy places the organism in Eukaryota, Metazoa, Chordata, Appendicularia, Copelata, Oikopleuridae.
AUGGAACGCGAAAAGAUGAAAAAUUACGAAAGAGAGUACUUCGAGUUUUAUUCCGCUUCACAAGAGGCACCUCAAUAUCAAAGCCAACCUAUGAAUUUUCAAAACUCGCAAAGGGCUGAUUACGAAGGAGCCCAUGGGAGUCAACAAUGCUACGAUCAUCCUCCAAGUUCGCAGCAGAUCAAUGACUUCCAAGCUCAUCCUGGGUUCAACUCUCAAGCUCCUCACUCACAAGGGUAUUCGGAGUUUAGCGAUCCAUCAACAAUUUCGGGCAGCCAAGUUCACGGACCGUCUCAAAAUCAAAGACAACCCAUGCAAAAUGUCACUAAUGCUUAUCAACCUCGGAUGCACAAGCCGCAAUUUCCGGCCAGUUUUCCUCAACAGAAAAGACCUGCUCCAUAUAACAUUCCUAGUCAAGCGCCUUUUCAAUCGAAGAGUCCUUACGACCAACAUCAUUCGCAACCUCAGCACAAUUAUCAUCAACCUGCGGCCAAUUUUCAUUCUCAUUCGCAGCAUGCCAACCCUUAUCAUAACCAAAACGGCUUCCAUCAAAGAGCGCCAAAUCCAAGUCAGUAUCAACCGCCGCCUAAUUAUCAUCAGCCGCAGCACUCCCAGCAGCCUCACGUUCAUGUCACUGCUCCUCGACAUCACCCACAGGUUAAUCUUCAUGAAAAAUUCGACGAGUUGGUUUCAAAAAGCAAGCGCAAUUCUCAAGGAAGACCCGAACGACCGCCGACUGGUUUUGACUUUCCGGUAAAGAAUCUUCAAUACCAGAAAGAAUAUGGAAAAGGGCAGUGGUGGCCGUUAGCCGAUGCAGAUUUUGUCGUGAAUCUUCGAAUCAAGCCUGGAAGCUACUUACUCAUCUUUGAGAACCUUCCUGAGAUGAUGUGCCUGGUCUGCAAGCUGAACGACAUGAUCCACUAUUACAUCGAAGAAGAUUUUCUUUACAUCGUUCAAAAAUCGACAAAGAAAUACCUACGAUUCGAAUUCAUCGACUUCGGCGCAAGGGGUGUUUUCUUACAAUAUGCCUAUGGUUUCUUGACGCAGCUGAAAGAAGAUAUUCUGAAGAUUGAUGAUUCUGAUCUUACAGCCAGGAAGAUCGCAGCAGAUAGACGUGAACGAAUACUGAAACUAAAGGAGGAAGAGAAGAUUUCAAAAGAGCGCCUUGAAAUGUCUUUUGACGAACAUAACUCGCCCAUUCGACCAAGAGCAUCAACGCUGGAGACUCCAAAAAGAUCAAGUCCGGAUUUGAAACGGCAAUCGUCCCUAGGAGAAGUCAACAAUCAUGUAAAAAGUCAAGAACAUAGCUUUGAUUUGUCGGAUCAGCAAUUGGAUAUUGACGUCGACGCAGGACCUGCAUCCUCUUCUCUACCCCCGCCGCUGAAAACAAAGAAAAAAACAAAGCCGAAAAAGAAAUCGUCAAGUCAAGAAGAAAAACCCUCUAAAACUCCUGAAGUAGAUGAGGAUCCUUUCUCGAUCGCCUCAAUACUUAGUCGACCGAAAAGAAAGUCCAACGAAACUACAAUGUUGUCGAUGCAAAUCGACAUUGGACAGCAGAAAGAGAUAUUGGAACGAUCCAAGAAGAAACUAAAAGAAAGAAAGAGUUCGCAAAAAAGGAAAAAGAAAGCAGAACAGGAUGAAGAAGAAAAUAAGAAUGAGAGAGACGAAGGAGAGUUGCCACCAAAAGAACAUUUUAAAGUUGACGAAACGACAGCUGUCCUUCUUCAAGAAUUUGAAGAGACCGUGCUGAACGCGACAGAAUGGAGUGAGGAAAAGGAAGGGUAUCGGGAAUUUAUGAUCGACUACAAACAGAUGGAAGAAAUACAACUUGGAAAAUAUGGAAUCAAAAAUAGAACAUUCUGGGGCUUGAACCUUUAUCGAAAAGAAUUGACUGGUGAUAGAGAAUGGAAGGCAUUGAGCAAGCCUGGGCGAAGAAUCAAGAUGGAGAUGCAAAUACAAGUGAAAAGAGUUCAGUUCUUUUUGGAAGAUACAGUUGAAAUAUUCGCUGGUUUACACGGAGAAAUCCAGGCUGCCUUUUACGGUCGAUCAAUUUAUCUUGUCAGUGCCGAGGACAGGUCAUUCUUGCGAUUCGAGUUCGAUACUCAUGACGAUCCAAAUGCUAUGAAAAGGUUCUUCAAUCUUGGUUCAUCUUUCAUCCUUUCACGCACUAAAGACAACAGCUUAAAAGAAAAACCUUCAAAUGAAAACUCUUCUCCACCAAAGCGUCCAUAUUCUAAAGAGGAGCCAACCAAACAUUCAAUCCAGGAGCCACAAACGUCAUCAGUAAGAAAACCAAAGUUCUUCGUGAUAAAUCUCUACAAACUUGAGAAAGUCAAGGAGAAGCAAGAUCGUCUUACAGGAGUUUGGGAGAGAAUAGCCCCGAAAAAUAAGCCUGUCGGAGUGAGCUUCAACGAUAACGGGAUUGAAUUCAUUUUGCAACCUUAUGCAGAAAAUGAAAAUUUUACGAUCAAACAAGAUGAUGAAUGCUUCUUCAAGAGGAUCUCACGAUCGGACCAGACUACAACGACUAUAACUCGCUGGCUCUAUCUGCAAAACUACACGUCGAAGGCUGGAUUCCGAUUUAGAUAUGAAGGAGAGUUUGACAAAAUUCACAAUGCUUUUAAAAAGAUUCUUCAAAAGAAAUUUGAAAGAAAAGGCUUGAAGGUAUGCAAAUCGAGGCCAAACAUUCCGAAGCCAACUGAAUAUCAUCAAACUCAAUCAACACCUUCAUCGAAUCCCCCGAUCGUGCAUAAGAAAACUAAGAAUGAAGCUGCAGAAUCACAGCUUUCAUCGUCGUUCCAAAAGGAAAAUGUCGAGCGUUCAACGGAUAAAACUCCGUUGAACAGAGACCCGUCGAAAAAGAAGCGUUCUCGAGAACAAAUAAUAAUGGACAAGAAGAAUAACCUUGAGAGAAAAGUCAACUCUUGGAGCAAGCGUCUAAACGAAGUUUUAGAAGCUCAGGAAACUGCAUUCAGUAAGCGGGAAUCUAUCAACAGUCAACCAAGAAGUCAAAUACGACAGCGAUCUUCUACUCUUGAGCUUAAAAAGGCAGAGAAUUGCAAAAUGAAACGACAGAAUUCAAAUUCGAUGGCUGAUCUGGACAAAUUGAACCAAAAGUUUGAUGUAAAACAGCCUUUGAGAAAACGAAGAAAUACUGAAAACAAAGAAAACUAUCAUCAAGUGCCGACUUCUUCAACAGCAAUCCCGGAAAUGGACACAAGUACCUCACAAUUUGAUGACAGAAAAUCAGAAAGAGCAACUACUUGUCAUAUGGACAUUCCAACGCAAGUUUUCAAAGACAACUCUCUUGAUAAUAGACUUGACUUUCUAAGAGAUGUGUUGCAUGAACAACAAAACGAUGCUGAAUAUCCUGUUGCUCCUUUACUCUCAAACGGAAGGGGAAGGAAUCAACAACAAAACGAGCAACAAUCUCGAUCAUCUUUUCAUCAAGCCAAGAAACGUUCCCUGAGAGAUUUUUCGCCGCCUGGAAAUGAUAAAAAUUUUUAUUGA